Topomyia yanbarensis is the source of this 2994-nucleotide messenger RNA. RefSeq lists its product as uncharacterized. Gene Ontology annotation, biological process: proteolysis. Gene Ontology annotation, molecular function: aspartic-type endopeptidase activity. Lineage: Eukaryota; Metazoa; Arthropoda; Insecta; Diptera; Culicidae. The coding region runs from base 1 to 2994 and encodes 997 amino acids. The transcript is spliced from 4 exons. The record is from RefSeq and is a predicted model, not a curated record.
AUGGCAGAAUCUAACCUCAAUCCGGAGCAGCAUCAGCCGGGAAACGGCUUGUCAGGCGGUCCACUACCGCCAGGAGUAAACCCACAACACCCGGGAAUGCAGCAAAAUCAUCAGCGGCAUUCGGCUCCAUUUUUCAACGGUCCACCAUCAGCGCAGCAAUCUUCAAGUACCAAGUCGUCUUCCGCCGAAGAAUCCUACCAGCUCUUUCAGCAGUUAAUGCAGCAGCAACAGGUACUCAUGCAGCAGCAGCAACAACAGUUAAUGCAGCAGCAGCAAGAUUUCUUCCGGAGUGUCAUCUCAUCAAUCAGUAUUCAGGUCCCUCCAAACCCUGAAAUGAUUCUCGAUUCACUAGCAAACAAUAUCAAAGAGUUUCGCUACGAUCCCGAUGGAAACAUAACCUUCGCUGCAUGGUACGGCAGAUACGACAAUUUGUUCGAGCAAGAUGCUGCACGGCUGGACGAUGAAGCGAAAGUCCGCUUGCUCAUGCGAAAACUCGGAUCAUCUGAGCACGGAAUAUAUAGUCCGUCAUCAGUAAACGGUAUCGGUGUUUGCAGGUUACCAAACAACCGACCGACGAUUACGUCACAUAUGCUUGUCGAAUCAACAAGACCUGCGUCGGAAGGAGACAGCGAAAUACGAACGCGGCUACUGCCAAAAAUUGAGGAACGCGAUGACAUUACUCUCGAUCAUCUUUCGGAAGAUUGUCAGCGAUUGUUGUGCCUGAAGCGGGACACGGCAAUGAUCGAGUCAUCAGCAUCAUCGUCAUCGGUAAAUUUCAUCAAGCGAAAACAAUUUUCAAAACAUCAACAGAAGUCGCCAGUGGAGACAGCCGGACCCGAUAAAAACAUUCCCUCAACGCCCUGCUGGUUCUGUGGAGGAAUGCAUUUCGUUCGAGACUGCACUCAUAGGAGCCACAAAUGCAAAGAUUGUGGUAUUGUCGGACACCGUGAGGGUUAUUGUUCCACUGCCAAGCGAACAUCCAAAGCUAGUCGAAACAAAAAGCACCCGGGAUCGUGUGCUACAAAAAGCGUAAGUCUUGUGAUUAAUACCGUCGAUAAAAGGCGCAGUUUUGUUACAGUGAUGUUGAACGUUGUGAAUGUGCGUCUGCAGUUGGACACGGGAUCUGACAUAAGCAUCAUUUCGAAACGUUUGUGGGAGAAAAUAGGUAAACCACUCACAGUACCGGCAAACGAACAAGCCGCAACAGCGUCAGGCGACUGCUUGCAGUUUUUGUUUAAGUUCAGUUGUGAUAUUUCGUUCAAUGGCAAACAACAUACCGGUCAGUUUUACAUUGUUGAAAAACCACUUUACCUUCUUGGCAUCGAUUUGAUGGAUGCAUUCGAUCUCUGGUCACUGCCCAUUAGCACGUACUGCAACAACGUCACUGUUCCUUCUGUCACUUUGCAGUCACUUAAAUCAGCAUACCCGACUGUGUUUAGGAACGAGCUGGGGUUGUGUACGAAAACAAAAGUGAAAUUGGAACUGAUACCUGGUGCAACUCCAGUUUUUCGUGCCAAGCGUCCAGUGGCUUAUGCGGUAAAUAGCAGUGUGGAUAACGAACUCGACCGACUGGAACGAGCAAAAAUCAUCACACCGGUAGACUUUUCGGAUUGGGCAGCUCCCAUCGUUGUCGUCCGAAAAACGAACGGAUCUGUUCGUAUUUGCGGUGACUAUUCCAUCGGUCUCAACAAUGCCCUGCAACCGCAUCAAUAUCCGUUGCCGCUACCGGAAGAAAUGUUCAACAAAUUGGCUAAUUGCACAGUGUUUAGCCGAAUUGAUCUGUCGGAUGCAUUUCUGCAGGUAGAAGUGGACGAAAGCAGCCCUGAAUUGUUAACCAUCAACACCCAUCGGGGACUUUACCGGUACAACCGUCUGACACCGGGAGUCAAAGCAGCACCGGGAGCAUUCCAGCAACUUAUCGAUACUAUGCUGACAGGCCUCCCUCAUACGUGUGGUUAUUUAGAUGAUGUCGUCGUUGGUGGUGUAAAUCCUGAAAAUCACUGGGCGAACCUUCAAGCAGUGUUUCAAAGGAUCAGCGAUUUUGGAUUUACCAUUCGUGUAGAAAAGUGCAUAUUCGCUCAGCCGCAAAUUAAAUAUGUAGGUCAUCUGCUUGACCGCAACAGUCUUCGCCCGGAUCCAUCAAAGGUUCAAGCCAUCAACGAAAUGCCACCGCCCACUGACGUUUCCGGUGUUCGCUCUUUCCUAGGAGCUAUAAAUUACUACGGCAAGUUUGUUCCUAGUAUGCGCACCCUUCGGUAUCCUCUUGAUGAGCUGCUCAAGGCGGAUGCAAAAUUUGAGUGGACGGAAAAAUGCCAAGCGGCAUUUAACAAAUUUAAAGAGGUGUUGAAAUCCGAUCUACUGUUGACACACUACAACCCUGCGCUUGAUAUAGUUGUGUCGGCAGAUGCGUCGUCUGUUGGUGUCGAUGCAACAUUAUCACACAAGUUUCCGGACGGUACUCUCAAGGUGGUACAACAUGCCUCCAGAGCACUCACAGCAGCAGAGAAAAACUAUAGUCAGCCCGAUCGUGAAGGACUUGCAAUAAUUUUUGCAGUGACUAAAUUUCACAAAAUGUUGUUUGGUCGUUGCUUUCAUCUUCAGACUGAUCACGAGCCGCUGCUGAGGAUUUUUGGUUCGAAGAAAGGAAUUCCCGUUUACACAUCGAACCGGUUACAACGUUGGGCUCUUACGCUAUUGCUUUAUGAUUUCACCAGCGAGUACGUCCCGACAGCGAAAUUCGGCAAUGCUGACAUACUUUCCCGUCUGAUCAACCAACACGUCAGACCUGAGAAAGAUUACGUGAUUGCUUCGGUCGCUUUGGAGAAUGACUUAAGAAUCGUACAACAGUCUACACAGUCCGAUCCUAUCACCAAAGCAGUUUAUCGAUACCUGAUUAACGGUUGGCCUGAGACCGUUACUGAUGCAGAGCUCAAGCGGUUUUAUGCACGACUCUUCAGCAGCUUCAUCGUGGCCACCCUGGAAUCCAGCGAAUGA